Phodopus roborovskii (desert hamster) is the source of this 1877-nucleotide messenger RNA. It is a transcript of the gene Acad8, whose product is annotated as acyl-CoA dehydrogenase family member 8. Bases 24 to 1259 code for a protein of 411 amino acids. Gene Ontology annotation, biological process: lipid metabolic process. The transcript is spliced from 11 exons. NCBI's taxonomy places the organism in Eukaryota, Metazoa, Chordata, Mammalia, Rodentia, Cricetidae. Gene Ontology annotation, molecular function: acyl-CoA dehydrogenase activity; flavin adenine dinucleotide binding. The record is from RefSeq and is a predicted model, not a curated record.
GACAGAGAAGAGCAGCUGUGGCGAUGUUUCGGUGUGGCUCCCGGCGCCUUGGCUGUCUACGUGCCACCCUCCGGUCCCUGGCUCAGACCGGCCGCCGGAGCGUCUCCUUAUGCAUCGAUCCUUCCUUGGGACUAAAUGAAGAACAGAAGGAGUUUCAGAAAGUGGCCUUUGACUUUGCUGCUCGGGAAAUGGCUCCCAAUAUGGCGGAGUGGGAUCAGAAGGAGCUGUUCCCUGUGGAUAUGAUGCGGAAGGCAGCACAGCUGGGCUUUGGGGGGAUCUACGUAAGAACAGAUGUGGGUGGGUCUGGACUGUCUCGCCUCGAUACUUCUGUCAUCUUUGAAGCCUUGGCCACAGGCUGCACCAGCACCACUGCCUAUAUAAGCAUCCACAACAUGUGUGCCUGGAUUAUUGAUAGCUUUGGCAAUGAGGAACAGAGGCACAAAUUUUGCCCACCGCUCUGUACCAUGGAGAAGUUUGCUUCCUACUGCCUCACUGAACCAGGAAGCGGGAGUGAUGCUGCGUCUCUUCUGACGUCAGCCAAACGACAGGGAGAUCAUUACAUCCUCAAUGGUUCCAAGGCCUUUAUCAGUGGGGGUGGUGAGUCAGACAUCUAUGUGGUCAUGUGCCGGACUGGAGGAUCGGGCCCCAAAGGCAUCUCCUGUGUAGUUGUUGAGAAGGGAACCCCUGGCCUUAGCUUUGGCAAGAAGGAGAAGAAGGUGGGGUGGAACACUCAGCCAACCCGAGCAGUGAUCUUUGAAGACUGUGCUGUCCCUGUGGCCAACAGGAUUGGGAUCGAGGGUCAGGGCUUUGUCAUCGCCAUGAAAGGACUGAACGGUGGCAGGAUCAAUGUUGCAUCCUGCUCUCUUGGGGCUGCUCAUGCUUCAGUUGUCCUUACCCAAGAGCACCUCAAGGUCCGGAAGCAGUUUGGAGCACCUCUAGCCAGAAACCAGUACCUGCAAUUCCAGUUAGCAGACAUGGCCACCAAGCUGGUUGCCUCCCGGCUGAUGAUCCGUACCGCGGCGGUAGCUUUGCAGGAGGAGCGGGAAGAUGCGGUGGCCCUGUGCUCCAUGGCCAAGCUCUUUGCUACAGAUGAAUGCUUUACUAUCUGCAACAAGGCUUUGCAGAUGCAUGGGGGCUAUGGCUACCUGAAGGAUUAUGCUGUUCAGCAGUAUAUGCGGGACUCCAGGGUCCACCAAAUCCUAGAAGGUAGCAACGAAGUAAUGAGGAUGCUGAUCUCUCGAAGCCUGCUUCAGGACUAGCUCCCAAACUGGAGAGUCUAACCUGGGAUUCAUGUGCAGCUGCAAUCAGUGUUGUCCUGUUGCAAAUGGACCUUGGAGUAGGUUGAAGAGCUUUGCUCUUCUGAUAGAGAACCUGAGGUCAGCAGCAAUGCUGGCUCUAAGACAGGAACAGGAUUCUCAGCUGGAUGGGCCCUGAGGAGCCGUACCAGGAGUCCUGCUUUCCUCAUUCUGGAAGGACAAGCAGUCAACACUGUGGCUCAGAUCCACACUAUGCAGUUUGCUGAUUCUUGUCCCAGAGUCUGGGCACUUCAAUGAAGCUUUUCCUGAUUGUGGAAGCAAAGUGUGGGGAAGCAAGGGCAAUGCACAGCCUGUGUCUUUCUGUUCUCUGUUCUGCACUGGCAGUGUCUCAGGACAGUACUCCUGAACUCAGAUCAUGAUGAAGUGAUUAUUUGGGAACCUACUGCUAAGCUAUGAAUUAGGGUACACCUUUACUCCUGCCAUGUAAUAAAUGUCAAGGGCUGAGGUUAUUUGGAACACUUGGAUUUUUUAUAUGGGCUUUUAUUUCCUUUUUUGGGUCUACUUCUCUUUUUAAAUACUUUUAUUAGUACCAUGGUAAAUAAAAUAUACAUCUUUACUGUA